Molecule: messenger RNA, 1854 nt
Organism: Closterium sp. Naga37s-1
Lineage: Eukaryota; Viridiplantae; Streptophyta; Zygnematophyceae; Desmidiales; Closteriaceae
Source: the annotation of a GenBank genome assembly
AUGUACCGCUGCAAACUCCAUAAAGAGUACGUCGAGCGUGUAUUGCGGCGGAAACGCCAUCAGCAGGAUUCAGUGCUGCAAGCUGUGCGGAAACAGGACGACGUGCAAUUUCUGGCAGCACCACAUCCCGCCGAAUCCCGCGUGCAUCGGCUGCGGCGCGUGCUACAUUUACCCGGCGGCCGCGCCCCCUCCCAUGUGCGCCCCCACCAACAUCUCUUUCAAUGGCAUCAUGCGACUCAACGCCAAUGCCUCCACGUGCGUACUCUCUCUCCCACUCCCUUUCUCCCUGUCUCAUGCCCUCUCUCGCUUGGAAAGCCGUGCGCGGAAGGCAAGGACGAUCCGCACUUCCGCGGCGGCCACGGCACGCGAUUCGAGUUCAACGGCCUUCCCGAUAGGACCUUCUGCCUGCUGACGGACCGCAAUCUCCACGUCAACAUGCGCAUGCGCGGCUACUACGACACGCGCACCGUGGGCGCUUCGAUUCUAAAGAACGGGCUCGCGAUUCGCACGUGGAUUAGAGAGCUCGGGAUCAUGUGGGUGGAUUCCAAGACGCGGCGUAGCCACUCGUUUCGAAUUCUGGCGCGCGACGGGAAGGAUACGGCGAGAGGGAAGGGAUACCUAAAGGAGAUCGAGUAUGGCGGACGAAUUCUGCCGCUGCUGAAGCUCGGCGGGCGAUACGCGUUGGACGGCGGGCUGAGCUUCUCUUUCGACGCGUACGAGUCGCAGGGCGGGGGUUACUUCGACGUGGACGCGUACCACCUCGAGAUUGCCGACCUCAUCGACCUCGAAAUCAAGCUGCGCGUCGCGCACCCGCUGCUGCAGACGCCCGACGACGCGCAGGCGCACAUCAACGUGCAGUUCCUGCAGGUGCUCGGCACUCCCGAGGUGCACGGGAUCGUCGGGCAGACGUACCGCGACGGCCGCGAGAAGCGCACGGUUACAUUCGCGGAGCUCGCGGAGCUCACGGGGAGGCCAAUUGCGGCGGACGGGGAGGAAGGGAAGGGGUUUUUAGACGGCGAUGUGAUUGAUUACACUACGUCGGGGGUUCUACGCGCGGAUUGCCGCUACACCGCGUUCAGCGGGGAGAGACGGCCGCAUACCGCCGCGGAUAUCCUGCUCAGGCGUGCUGCGGCGGCCGGCGCAGCGGCUGUGGGUGGAAAGAGAGACGUACGGCCUCCAGUGAGUCAAUCGGCGGCAGCAGCAGCAGCAGCGGCAGCAGCAGCGGCAGCAGUCAAGGCAGCGACUCCGGCGGCGGCAGCGGCGGCGGCGGCGGUGGCAGCGAGGAAAACUGCCGCUCAAGCCAUUCAAAAACGGCCACAACCGGAUUUGAAGUCUGCUGCUGCAAAUUCCGCUGCUCAUGCUGCUUCUGCUGUUGCUGUGGCUGCUGCUGCGGCGGCUGCUGUUGCACGCAAUGUUAGAAGCGCCGCCACCUUGCUACAGCAGCAGCAGCAACCUUCAGUGGUUCGGGCUGUAGCAACGGCUGUAACCAGAACAGGCCCUGCUACAACCGCCACUACUGCCCCCGCUGUCAAUCCCUCAGUUUCUCAAAGACCGGUUCCCAAACGUCUCCCCGUUGCAGCUGUACGUGUGGAUGUGAGAGCCGGUGCAGUCACUGCAACACGCAGCAUCUCGGAUCGGCGCAGUAGCCCGAAGCAACCGGCAAUCAGGCCAACAAUCCAGCGUGCUGUUGCUGCUGCUGCUGCUGCUGCUGCUGCUGCUGCUGCUGCUGCUGCUGCUGCUGCUGCUGCUGCUGCUGCUGCUGCUGCUGCUGCUGCUGCUGCUGCUGCUGCUGGUACUGCAGCAGCAGUGGUAGCACGAGUGGGAGUGCUACGGUCAACAGAGCGCCUGCCGUGA